AUGGCUUCCCGCUGUGAACUUCCGUUCUUUGGCUCCAGGCCCGACCUCCCUACGGUGGCCGAAAUCCUUGCGUCGAAGGAGCAGCUAUCCCAACCGUAUGGCACCAGGGUAGUCCGCGUUCGCGAUCACUUUGCCGUCAAGUUCGGACAGUCGAAUGCCCUCCUCCAGGAGGGUGAGAACCAACUCUUUGUGCAGGAGUCCAGCCGCGUACCUGUACCGACCGUUUAUGCCGUAUUCCACGAUGAGAAAACAAACUUGAACUUCAUCGUGCAAGAGUAUAUCCCCGGCCAGCUUCUUGGGGCCAUAUGGGACGGUCUUAGCUACGAGGAGAAAAGUGUCAUCACGUCACAGCUCCGUCGCAACAUGGACGAAUUACGCGCAAUCCCGUCACCAGGCUACUGCGGUGGGCUUUGGGGGCAGCCAAACCUGGACAUCCACUUCGGAAACCCGGAUAGGGUCCACGAGCCACACUCGGACAGCGCCAUCUCCGGCCCGAAAGCGACUGAAGAGGAGUGGGCGGAUACCAUGUGCCGCCGUCUCGAGCAAAGAGAGCACGGACCGGCAAAAGGUCGUCCGUACUACAUGACUUGGCUCCGCCGCCUGUAUCGUAUCGUCUUCAGAGGCCACCGCCCCGUCUUCAACCACGGCGAUUUCUCCCCGGGCAAUAUCAUGAUUCGAGAUGACGACAAGUCUGCCGUAAUCAUCGACUGGCAAUAUUCUGGGUGGUGCCCGUCCUUUUGGGAAUACUGCGGCGCCAUGGAGCAACUCUCUCACAGGAGUGACUGGGGCGAGUGGCUUCCAAAGAUUCUCGACGAGUUGGCCAGAGUGUGGGACGCCAAUGGCCCCUGCGCCUGCCACCGCAGCCACAUCGUCAGCGUUGCAAAAUUCACUUUAUUCUGA
This is a messenger RNA of Chaetomium fimeti, 900 nucleotides long. RefSeq names its product kinase-like domain-containing protein. Lineage: Eukaryota; Fungi; Ascomycota; Sordariomycetes; Sordariales; Chaetomiaceae. The transcript is spliced from 2 exons. The record is from RefSeq and is a predicted model, not a curated record. Bases 1 to 900 code for a protein of 299 amino acids.